Molecule: messenger RNA, 234 nt
Organism: Racocetra fulgida
Lineage: Eukaryota; Fungi; Glomeromycota; Glomeromycetes; Diversisporales; Gigasporaceae
Source: the annotation of a GenBank genome assembly
AUGUCCCAUUCACAUGUCCACAAAACUACACCUAUACCGCCUCAGAGAAGUGUUCAAUUUUUAAAAUUGUAUAAAAAUGCUUUAUUCUCAGACAACGGGUACAGUAGGAUUAUUGAUGAUGAUGAUGAUAGUAUAGAUUUUGAAGAAAAUAGAGUAUUGUUUGAUGAGGAAGAAGAGUUUAUAAAAGCUGAACUUGACACGUUUAACUCAAAUUCUAAUUCUGAUUCGGCAUAG